Scomber japonicus (chub mackerel) is the source of this 1674-nucleotide messenger RNA. It is a transcript of the gene cryzl1, whose product is annotated as crystallin, zeta (quinone reductase)-like 1. Lineage: Eukaryota; Metazoa; Chordata; Actinopteri; Scombriformes; Scombridae. The record is from RefSeq and is a predicted model, not a curated record. Bases 79 to 1140 code for a protein of 353 amino acids. Gene Ontology annotation, molecular function: oxidoreductase activity. The transcript has 13 exons.
CACACAGCUCAUCUAUGAACUGGAUUUAUUCUACUUUAUAUCUCAGAUCUUCUAACUGUCUCUACAGAAACUUACAGCAUGAAAGGAUUAUAUUGCAAAGCAGGUGUGAGUGAUGCUGAGACCAAGUUCAUUAUUCAGGAAACGACUCUCCCUGAGGUUUUAGAGAGUCAUCAGGUCAGAGUUCAGGUGAAGGCGUGUGGACUCAGCGCUCUGGACCUCAAGCUGCUCGAUGAUUUGGGGUUCCAGAGAGACUUCAUUCCUGUCGGCAGAGAGGUGGCCGGCGUCGUCCUGCAAGUGGGUCCAGAUGUCGCCUUCUUCCAGCCGGAGGACGAGGUUGUAGGUAUUCUUCCUUUGGAUUCUCCCUGCUCUGGACUCUGUGAUACCAUUGAUGUGGAUGAACACUAUAUAGUUCAGAAGCCGGAGAAGCUCAGCUCAGUGAGUGUUGCCGGAGCGCUGCGUGACGGACUCUGUGCUUACACCGCUCUACACACACACGCUCGCAUGGCAGCUGGACACACACUCCUGGUUCUGGACGGCGCCAGUUCUUUUGGCCUGAUGUGCAUCCAGCUGGCUUGUUACCAUGGAGUUAAGGUUUUGACGACGUCACACUCACAGCAACAACACACAUUCCUGGAGCAGCUUCGGCCGAGUGUAGGUGUUCAGGAUCCUCUAGUUGCGAGGGUGAUCCCGGUCUACAAGGACCCAUCAGACCUGCUGCCGCUGGUUUUAGAGGAGACAGGAGGACUGGGGAUCGAUAUAGUGAUAGACUCAGGAGCGCGUCUGCAAGAGGACGAGGGAGGGGACGAGAUGAAGCUCCUCCCACACAAGCAUGACAUCAUCAGCGUGUUGGGAGUGGGGGGGCACUGGGUCACAUCGCACCAAGGCCUUCAAUUGGAUCCUCCAGACUGCAGAUUACUCUACUUAAAAUCAGCGUCCGUGUCUUUCCUCAACCCUGAAGUGUGGACGGCUUCGUCGGCCCAGCAAGGACGAUAUCUCCAUAUUCUGAAGGAUAUUGUGGAGAAGAUGUCAACAGGAGUGCUCAGACCUCAACCCGAGGAGGCCGUCCCUCUCUAUGAAGCCACAGUUACCAUGGAGACCGUGCAGCGUAACCAGAAGAAAAAGGCUGUCAUUCAACUGUGACCAAAAAUACAGAAACUCUGCAGGGACGCUGGCUGCAGAUAACAAGUCAAUGGGGUCAGUCCUGUCUGCAGAUAACAUGUUUUUUUUGUUUUUUUUUAGUCUUUUGGGAAGGAGUAAGGCGGUGAAAUGUGUCCCAGCAUGCAUUGCAGGGAUCACAAGAAGAUGUCAUGGUGAUGUUUCCAGUCUCUAGUUUACUGCAGAGGAAUACUGUAGAUUUUCUUUCUGUGUUUCUCUCAAGUACAGACACAUUCAAGCACAUUCACACCCAGUUUUUUUAUUUUUGUAAUUACACCUUAUUAGCCUUUAAAUAUGUCUGAAUUCAUGUGGCUUUUUCCAAUUUAAAAAACAUUCACAAUUGAAAGUUUUGCAUCCAAAUUACAGUAACAACAGCAGCUAUGAUUUAUGUUAUUGUCUCUGAGUGUAUCAGAUUGUUUGUUGCAGAUUUUUUUUUACUUGUAAUGAAUAUGGAAUAAAAAUCCUUGAAUGGAAAUAAUCAUGAAAUGUUUCUCUCUGUUUUUAUUGUAUAACAUUUUG